Molecule: messenger RNA, 2234 nt
Organism: Alosa sapidissima (American shad)
Lineage: Eukaryota; Metazoa; Chordata; Actinopteri; Clupeiformes; Clupeidae
Gene: arih2
Product: ariadne homolog 2 (Drosophila)
Exons: 14
Coding region: 1-1500 (499 amino acids)
Biological process (GO): positive regulation of proteasomal ubiquitin-dependent protein catabolic process; protein polyubiquitination; ubiquitin-dependent protein catabolic process
Cellular component (GO): cytoplasm; ubiquitin ligase complex
Molecular function (GO): ubiquitin conjugating enzyme binding; ubiquitin protein ligase activity; zinc ion binding
Source: RefSeq, a predicted model, not a curated record
AUGUCGGUAGACAUGAGCAGCCAGGCUUCCGACAGCAACGAGGAAGACUUUGGGGCGAACUCUGAGGAAGACGAGGAUGGGGGUGAGGAAGGCGAUAUCGCCGACUACUACGAGGGUGUCGCGGGGGAUGUGGAGCAGCAGGAGCCGGACUCGUUUGACCCCGAAGCGUACCAGUUCAACUGCCUGACCUACAGGGAGAGCCAGAGGGUGCUCAGCGACGAGGUCAACGUCGUGGCCACAGCCCUGAAGGUUUUGCCGGCUGUAGCGAAAUUGGUCCUUUUACAUUUUCACUGGCAGGUGUCACAGAUACUGGAUAGGUGUAAGUCAAGUACACCUCAGAUGCUGUCUGAAGCCCAGGUCCAGCCCACCAACUGCAAAUCUGUGACUACCUCCUCCUCCCUGCAGUGUGGCGUGUGUCUGCAGCUGGUGAGGAGAGAUGCCCUGCACGCCCUGCCCUGCCAUCACUCCUUCUGCAAAGCAUGCUGGGAGCAGCAUUGCACAGUCCUGGUGAAGGAUGGCAUGGGAGUGGGGAUCUCGUGCAUGGCUCAGGACUGCUCACUGAGGAUGCCAGAGGACUCUGUGCUCCCCCUUCUGCCUGGAGAGGAACUGAGGGACAAAUACAGACGCUACCUCUUCAGAGACUAUGUGGAGAGUCAUUUCCAGCUGCAGCUGUGUCCAGGUGCAGACUGCCCCAUCGUCAUCCAGGUGCAGGAGCCGCGCGCUCGCAGAGUACAGUGCAGCCGCUGUGGCGAAGUCUUCUGCUUUAAGUGCAGGCAAAUGUACCAUGCCCCAACAGACUGUGCCACCAUACGGAGGUGGCUGACAAAAUGUGCCGACGACUCGGAGACGGCCAACUACAUCAGCGCACACACUAAAGAUUGUCCGAAGUGCAAUAUCUGCAUUGAGAAGAAUGGUGGCUGCAAUCACAUGCAAUGCUCCAAGUGUAAAUAUGACUUCUGUUGGAUGUGCCUGGGAGACUGGAAGACCCACGGCAGUGAGUACUAUGAGUGCAGCCGUUACAAAGAGAACCCCGACAUCGUGAACCAGAGCCAGCAGGCUCAGGCCAGGGAAGCCCUCAAGAAAUACCUCUUCUACUUUGAGAGGUGGGAGAACCAUAACAAGAGUCUGCAGCUAGAAGCUCAGACGUACCAGCGUAUCCAGGAGAAGAUCCAGGAACGUGUGAUGAAUAACCUCGGCACAUGGAUCGACUGGCAGUACAUGCAGAAUGCUGCCAAACUACUGGCCAAGUGUCGCUACACACUGCAGUACACGUACCCUUACGCCUACUACAUGGAGUCUGGGCCACGCAAAAAACUGUUUGAGUACCAGCAGGCUCAGCUAGAGGCAGAGAUCGAGAACCUGUCGUGGAAGGUGGAGCGGGCCGAUGGCUAUGACCGCGAGGGAGAACUGAGCGCUAACGACAGAGGGGAUCUGGAGAAUCAAAUGCACAUAGCGGAGCAGAGGAGGCGCACCCUGCUGAAGGACUUCCACGACACCUGAGCCCACGUCCCACACGUGCACCAGCAGCGACGCCUCCCCUCUCCCCCCGCCGGCCUCCUCUCCAAAGAUCCCCUCCAUCCGUCGCACUCUUCUCCCCUCAUCCCUCGCUCUAGCCCUCCUCACAUGUGCCCACCCAUCCACCCAUCCAUCCACCCACCCACUCACCCUUUCUCGCGCUCUCACGGCAAAAAAGAUAGUGACUGCAUCUGACAAUGGAAUUCCCACCCUCACACUACAGUGUUAUCAGAGAGCCUAUGCGUCUUUGGCUUCAGAAACUCUCUGUCACACAUGUAUACUUGCAAACACAGUUACACACUUUCUCCCAUAUCAGAAUAUGUAUCCAGACACACAUAUGCACACAUAACACUCACAGAAACACUCCUCCGAGGUGUGCAGACUAACAGGCCAUACUCAUGCCCCCCCCCCCCCCUUCCUCCCCCACGUCCACAAUUGCCCUCCCCCACGUCCACAAUUGCCCCCUUUCCUCCCCCACGUCCACAAUUGCCCCUCCUUCCUCCCCCACGUCCACAAUUGCCCCCUUUUCUCUUUUUCUCUUUUUUUUUCUGGACUUUCUUCUCACAUUUGUCAACUUAUUUUUUUCUGGAUUAAUGGCUGUUGUUGAUAGUUAGAACAUUUAAAAAGAUAUUACAAAAUACAAAACAAAAAAUGCUGUAAUUUUGAACGGUUGUACAUUAAUACAGAGAUAGUUACCGAGAGAAAGUUUUUAAACCAGA